Messenger RNA from Hymenoscyphus albidus, 1537 nucleotides. The record is from the annotation of a GenBank genome assembly. NCBI's taxonomy places the organism in Eukaryota, Fungi, Ascomycota, Leotiomycetes, Helotiales, Helotiaceae.
AUGGUAAACUUGACGCAAUUCUACCAUCUCUCCGCAAGUGAGCAGACGGCAUUAUUAGAUGGGCCAGUACUUGAUCUACCAUUUGGACUCGAGCCAAACUUUCUGGAUCCCCCGAAUCACAAUGGUAUGAGUAUAGGAAUUGUUGCUGUAUCCACCAUCGUAGCGGCUUCACUCGUGGUCUCAAGCUUGUAUUCGAGGAUUGUCUACCUUAAAAGAAUUUAUAUAGACGACUGUAAGUUUGGCUCUUUUCGAACCCCUAAGGUUGGCUUAAGAGCUGAUAUACCGAAGAUAUUGUGAGGGUUGGAACCCAUGAUGGAGGCUCGGGCCAUGCCCUCGCUAAGCACUGACCAAAGUCCCCGCUCAGCAUUGGCCAUUGCUCCACUGCUAAAUUGGUUUCUCCUUUUCUACACUUUUCUACUCUAUUCUUUUGACGUCACGUAUUUGUCAAACAGUUUCUUGGAAGACUCCAGAAACUCUUCCUCUCUCUAUAUAUAGAGGAAAAGAUUGCAUGUAUGUAGUCUUCACGCACUUCUUAAUUGAAUAUUCGAAACCACACCUUUGAGCUAUUCGAGGUCUGGCCUCUCACAGAUAUAGCAAUUGCGGUGCUGGUAAGUUGAAUAACUAAUGGAUUUUUUGGGUGCUUUCGUUGACAUGUUAUAGGGGCUGUCCGUGGGGAAUGCGUAUAGGUACUUUAUCUGGAAGGUUAUCGAUAUUUCUGGGCUUUUCAUCCAUUAAUGGAAUAUAUAACUAAAAACUAUACUAGACAUAUUAUACGUAAGCUAAGUCUCUUAUUAGUACCCAAGCACUUCACAUAUAUACUUCGUACGAUAUUUCAUCAACACUAACCCAAUAAAGAACAUCACCAUAGCAGAGCAUCACCCAUCUUCAAAAUCACCACACACUCCUCCUCAUGGAAUCCUCCUCCUCUAGACCCGGCUCUUUGUUUCCAAGUCUCGAAACGCAUUUUGGUUACUAUAUCAUAUCCUCAUGGCAAUCAACAUAGUAUUCUACACCAUCUCCACCUUCCUCGCCAUCUUUCCCUGCACCCCCCUUGAGCGUUCCUGGGAUAUUCUGAUCGAGAGAAAAUCUCCUGAUAUCCCCAAACUUAUUAUAACUUCGACCUUUAUCAACUUCUUCUCCGAUCUCGCGAUUUUGGUCCUGCGCCAAAAGAUUUGUGGGACCUACAUAUUAUCCAAGCGGAUAAAGUGAGGCUUGGAGCUUGGUUUGCUGUGGGGAUGGUGUAAGUCCUCUAAACGGUACUCACCGCACGAUUUUCAUUUACUAAUAGAAAAACAAGUGCGAUAAUUUGCGCCGGCUUCCAUAUCAAUAGUACAUUCAAAUACCAAAGUACUCCCGAAUCCACAUACUAUGCUUCCGGACUCAGUCUAUGGUGCCAUGGAGAACUGGUAGCAGGAUUCCUCGUCCUUUGUAUUCCGUCGCUUCUAAAAUUAUUACAGGAUUCACCGUGGAUCCAGAAGUUCUGGUUGAAGUUGGAGAGGAUUAUGAGGUCGAAGUCAAACUCUGUAAUCUUACCUGA